Molecule: messenger RNA, 5642 nt
Organism: Rotaria sp. Silwood1
Lineage: Eukaryota; Metazoa; Rotifera; Eurotatoria; Philodinida; Philodinidae
Source: the annotation of a GenBank genome assembly
CCCACCCACACCCACACCCACCCACACCCACACCCACACCCUUUUUUUCGAUUUAUUCCUUGCAGCGUCUAACUGUCUGCAUAUCUCUUUUUUCGAAUAAUAUAUUUGUCAUCAAUAGCAUAAUUUAUUGACUAUAUUUUUUUAAAACGAAAUACAAGUUAGAACAACACAUCAUUUUUCUAUAAUUCAAAGUAUUUAUAGAUUUCAUCAAGUCUGAUUAGGCCUCAGAUAAAUCAGAUACAGUUUUAUCAUGAAAAUAUAUCGAAAACAAUUUUAACAAGGGAAAAAAAGUGUAAGCUAAAAUUGUAAUUGUUUAAGAAAUAUAAAAAGUAAGGAUGUGGAACGUGCAUUUGUAUUUCUGACAUAUGCCAUAAUAAAUUUUUAAGAAACCAUUCGAAGAAUAAACUCUAGAAAGGGUGUGAGUGUGGGUGUGUGUGGGUGUGAAUGUGAGUGUGUGAGUGUGGAUGUGGGUAUAGGAUUAUCUUCAACCCCACCCACCCACACCCCUACCUACAUUCACACCCACACCCUACUUCGACCAGAAUCAAAUGAUAUUAAUGAGCUGUUUCAAUAAUUCAAAAUAUUAUCUCUAUGCACAUGAGAUGAGAAAAAGAAACAAACUUGUCUCAUUUUAUCAAUCAUUAUGAUUUUCGUUUUUGAUUGUUUUUUUCGCAUUCGACUCGUUAUUGAAUAUUUAAUGUUUUUCUUCCUACAUACUCAAAGAGAUAAAAGGUCAAAUCGAUAAAAUUAUGCAAACAGCCUGUAUUUUGCUAGUGCGUAUCAACUGCUCCAAUGUUAGGAAUUACUUCAUGGAAAGACUACAAACCAUUAUAUAAAAAUAUUAUUUUCGUUUGUGAAAUAAAAUUUGUCUCAUCUUCGAUUUUUCUUUUAACCAAAAGUUAGAAAAAAAAAUGUUUUCUGUUUUUACAAAUUUACGCGAUUAGAAAUACAGACACUUGAAAAAAAAGGGGGGAUGUAGUCAAAUAAUGUACAAACAAACUACCAUCGAGUCAAAUGAAAUAAGAAGAUUGUUUUCAAUUUCAUAUGUAAACGAUGCGCGAAAAGCAAAGAAGAGAGAAUAAAGACACUUUGGCUUUAUCAUUUGAGAUGAGGAAGAUAAGUAAGAUUUAAUGCCUAUUUAUAACAUCAAUUUUUUAUACGGGUUUGUAUGAGACAGGAAAAAAAGAAGAUGAUUCAUAUUCUUCUUUUUUAUUAUGAGAAGAACAAAAGUUAAAAGAGUAAUUUUAUUGACUGUUCUAUCUAGUAUUUCAAAAACAAUGAUUUGACAAUGUUUUGCCGUCUUAAUUUACUCAAAUUCCGUUCGUUGUUUUUUGUAUGUGCUUCUAUUUCAAGCGAAUCGAAAAAUGAUGAAUAUUAUCAAAAUAGAAUUGUAACACUGUUAGAAUUAUUAUCAUUAAAUAAAACUGAAAUCAGAUGCGAGUAUAUAUAUAUAUAUGUGCUGAUGUGAGUCGGUGAUCUUGUAUGUUUCUUUUGUUUGUUUUUUGUUUGACGGUAAGGUAACAGUAGUAUUACAUAUAUUUAUAUAUAUAUGCAUUCAAUUUUGUCAGACUGUAUUUUAGGAUUGAAUAAAUAAGUAACAAAUGAGAACUAUUUCUUCGAAUCAAUAUUUUAGAUAAUUUACGAAUGAAUUUGAAAACAUUUAUUUUUCUUUUUUGUUCUAAUUUUUUAUUGCUAUAUUCAAUAACAGGUAAAAUUAGUAAAUAAAUUAAGAACGGUAAGAUUACCUUGUAUUUUGCCGAUUAGAUGCUUGUGGUAUUAACGAAUGGAGAUGUGAAACAGGCAGUCGUUGUAUACCAUUAUCAUGGCGUUGUAAUCGAAUUAAUGAUUGUAGUGAUGGGUCUGAUGAACGAAAUUGCACUUAUCCACGAUGUUCGGAAUCACAAUUUGAUUGUGGUGAUAGGUGUAUACCUCGUUCAUGGGUAUGUGAUGGGGAUAAUGACUGUGGAAAUAAUACUGAUGAACAAAAUUGUCCUCCGAGAAGAUGUUCAAGUACACAAUUUCAAUGUAAUGAUUCACAAUGUAUAGGUGCAUCCAUGAAAUGUAAUCAUGUAAAAGAUUGUAAUGAUGGUAGUGAUGAAGGAGCAUUUUGCAAUUAUCGUCAAUGUGAUCCUUCCACAGAAUAUCAAUGUGAUGUACAACGAUGUUUACCAUUAACACAAAAAUGUGAUGGAUAUUAUAAUUGUGAUGAUCGAACUGAUGAACUUAAUUGCAAUAGUACAGCAUGUCCCACAUAUCAAUUUCGAUGUGUAUCCGAUGGUAGAUGUAUACCAAGUUAUCAACGUUGUGACUUUCGCUUACAAUGUUUUGAUGGAUCUGAUGAAGCAAAUUGCACACGACCUAAUUGUACCUCAAGUCAAUUUCGAUGUGCUAAUGGAAGAUGUAUACCCUCAUCAUGGGUUUGUGAUCGUGAUGAUGAUUGUCUUGAUCGUAGUGAUGAAAUAUAUUGUAGUGCAAGACAAUGUCCACCACAUAUGUAUCCAUGUAAUAUAACUGGUCAAUGUAUUGAUAUAACAAAAGUAUGUAAUGGUCAACAAGAUUGUAUUGAUGGUACAGAUGAAAGUUCACAAUGUAAUACUCAACUUUGUGGUUUUUUGUCAUGUGAAUAUGCAUGUCGUGCAACACCAGACGGUCGUGGUCGAUGUUAUUGUCCAAUUGGAUUUCAAAUUAAUCCAGCUGAUAAUCGUUCAUGUAUUGAUGUUAAUGAAUGUGAAAUUUGGGAUGAAUGUGAUCAAGAUUGUCAAAAUACAGUUGGAUCAUAUGUUUGUACUUGUCGGGCAAAUUAUACACUUGAAGUUGGCAAUCGAUGUAAACAUAUAAAAAGUGACGAUAUGAAAAUGUUUGUAACUAUAGCGAAUAAAAUCUAUGAAAUCGAUCGACUUCGUAAUGCACGAGUAAUAUAUACUGGUCUAGAAAAUAUGACUAUUUAUGCUAUUGAUUAUCAUUAUCGAAAUCAAUUACUUUAUUUUACUGAUCCAUAUGCACAUAAAAUCUUUUCAUUAUCAUUAUCAUCCCCAUUAUCAUCAUCAUCAUCAGUAAGACUUAUCCUUGAAAAAAAUAUUCGCAUGCCAAUAUCAAUUGCUAUUGAUUGGAUAACAAAUAAAAUGUACAUUGUUGAAUAUGAAUUAGCACGUAUUGAUAUAUUGUCAUUAGAUGAAAAAAUGAUGAAAACAAAUAUAAUUAUUAAUAAUUUAUAUCAACCAGUAGCUAUAGCUAUUGAUCCAAUAGUUGAAUAUUUAUUUGUUGCUGAUGAAGGUAAUGGAUAUCGAAUAUUAGCAAAAAUUAAUCGAUGUCUUCUUGAUGGUACACAAUGUACAACAUUAAUUGAUCAAAAAUUAGAACAACCAAGUGAUUUAACGGUUGAUUUUAUUAAACGAAGAGUUUAUUGGGUUGAUCGAGCUUAUGAUCAUGUUGAAAGUUGUGAUUAUCAUGGAUCACGAAGAAUAACAAUAACAUCUGGUAGUCAAAAUAUUCCAUUUACAGUUGGAAUUGAUUUAUUUGAAAAUAAUCUUUAUUUAACGGAUGAUGUAAAAGGUGCUGUAUUACAACUACGACGUCAUUUUAAUUCAAAUACAAGUUAUUUUUAUAAACCAGAAUCAUUUAUUCGACCACAAGGUGUAGCUAUUUAUCAUGAAACACGACAACCAAAUAGAAUAAAUCCAUGUAAUGGAACAUAUAAUGGUGGUUGUGAACAUUUAUGUUUACUUGGACGAGGUUAUUUAUUAGCAAAUAGUUAUCAAUGUCGAUGUCAAUCAGGUUUUAGAUUAAAAUCAGAUUUAAAAUCAUGUGAACCGGUGAAAGAUUUUCUACUUUUAACACGAUUAACUUCUAUUCGUGGAAUUGAUUUUAAUCGUGAUUCAACAAUUGAAGCUCGACCGCCAAUUGUACCCGCGCGUCGAACUACUAUUUCAGAUUCUGUUUUUGAUUACGAAGAAAAAACUGUUUAUUUUUAUGGUCAAAGAAGUCAAAUGAUUUAUUCAUCGAAAAUGGGUGGUGAAAAACCAAUACCAGUUACAACAUCAAAAAUAUUUCCAAUAGUUAGUGCUUUAGCAUUUGAUUGGUAUUCAAAAUUACUUUAUAUGACAUCAAUAAUUGAAAGUCAACUUCUUGUUGUUCGACUCAAUGGUAGAGAUUUUCCACAACGUAUUCUUGUUAAUGGUACAACUGGUAUACAUGGUAUUGCUUUAGAUCCAUUACAAGGCUAUGUAUUUUAUUCAACAAUUGAACGUCCAGCAAAAAUUUAUCGAAUGUUAUCUGAUGGAACAAAUCGUAAUAUAAUUGUUCCAAAUGAAUUAGGUACACCGUAUCAUUUAACAUGUGAUUAUUCAACAAAACGUCUUUAUUGGACUGAUGGUACAUUAUCACGUAUUCAAUAUUCAGAUUAUAAUGGUCGAAAUAUUCAAUCACUAAGAGGACGAUCAAUUUCACAUCCAUUUGGAAUUGCAAUUUAUGGAUCUCGUCUUUAUUUUACUGACGCAACAUUAGAAAGUGUAUUUGAAAGUAGUAAAACAUAUAGUGGUUAUGCAUCGGCUAUUCGAUCCAAUAUUCCAUCGAUUACAACAGUUAAAGUUUAUGCCGAAUCAUCUCAACCAAUGAAUAUUACACAUCCAUGUCGAAGAAAUAAUGGUGAAUGUGCAGAUUUUUGUUUUCCUAGACAAGAACAAGGUGUUUUAACACGAGUAUGUGGUUGUCGUUAUGGUCAAAAAUUAAAUACAAUGAAUAAUCAAGAAUGUAUUGAUAAUUCUCAAGCUGAACCAAGUCAAACAUCCUGUAAUGGACGUUUUCAAUGUCGAAAUGGUCGAUGUAUUCCAUUAAGCUAUAAAUGUGAUGGAGAUGAUGAUUGUCAUGAUAACAGUGAUGAACAAAAUUGUCCAGCUGGAACACCAACAUGUGGAACAAAUCAAUUUCAAUGUAGAACUAGUCGUGUUUGUAUAAAUAAACAACUUGUUUGUGACGGUUAUCCACAUUGUCAAGAUCGUUCAGAUGAAUCUAAUUGCAGUCAAACUUGCACACAAAAUCAAUUUCGUUGUGCAACAGGAAAAUGUAUUCCUAAAUCAUGGAUAUGUGAUAAUGAAAAUGAUUGUGGUGAUUCGAGUGAUGAACAAAAUUGUGAAGAAAGAACAUGUGAUCCGUUGACACAAUUUGCUUGUCCUCAUACACCUGGUAAAUGUAUUCCGAAUGGAUGGAAAUGUGAUGGUCAAAAUGAUUGUGGUGAUAAUGCUGAUGAACUCGAUUGUCCACCAAUAACUUGUGGUGCUGGACAAUUUCUAUGUUCACGUGAUCGUAUGUGUAUUAAUGCAACACGAAGAUGUGAUGGUAUUGCAGAUUGUCAAUCAUCGGAAGAUGAACGAAAUUGUGCCGGAUCGGUACCAUCAUGUCGUCGAGCAGACCAAUUUCGUUGUGGAUCAACUUGUAUACCAAAUGCUUGGCGUUGUGAUGGUCAUCGAGAUUGUGCCGAUGGAUCGGAUGAACCACCAAGUUGUGGUGCAAGAAAUUGUACAUCAAAUGAAUUUCGUUGUGUAUCAACGGGUGACUGUAUUCCCAAAGGGUGGAUGUGUGAUCAUGAAGAUGAUUGUGACGAUGGUUCGGAUGAAGGCGCAGAACUAUGUCGUAAGGAUUAUUGA